Messenger RNA from Phlebotomus argentipes, 1028 nucleotides. RefSeq lists its product as uncharacterized. Bases 112 to 930 code for a protein of 272 amino acids. Gene Ontology annotation, cellular component: cytoplasm. The transcript has 3 exons. Lineage: Eukaryota; Metazoa; Arthropoda; Insecta; Diptera; Psychodidae. The record is from RefSeq and is a predicted model, not a curated record.
GCCAGCAAGCCUCUUUGCGGAGGGCAUUUAAUGUGAGAAAUUGCCUUUUCUACUCCCCUCAACCGUCGCCUUAACAUUCCGCGGAGGACUAUGUGAUGUGACUGAGCCGAGAUGCCCCUCUUGGUACUGCUUCUCAAUGUGUUCCUACUAACAACGACUACUUUAGCAGAUGAGGAAAACCCCGAUGCCUGGGCUGGGAAAUGGUUCCCACAGCCCCCAAAUGCCGCGGAUCUCAACGAGAAACUCCCGGACAGUGCAGAAUCCGCUGCGAUGGGAGUAAUUGAUCCGGCCUGUGAUGACGGGAAGAGCAAUCUCACGCUGGAUUACGAUCCCAAGAACAUCAGCCACAGUAUUGUCCACAUGUGCCUCGACAACUACACUCACUACCGCCCAAACUACAACACCGAGCCCGUGAUGAGGAUCUACCAGAUCCCACUUGCCUAUUCCGCUCCGCAUCGCUGCAUGAGCCAGAACAUCACGUACCCAGAAAACAUACCCACAUUUGGUCCUCAUCGGCCGCUGUGGGCGCGCUAUGGAGAGUAUCUCUACCUUCCCGUCCAGCGGUGGAUCCACAAUCUCGAGCACGGCGCCAUCGUCGCCCUGUAUCAUCCCUGCGCUCACGAGGGCCUGGCCAAGAAGCUGAAGAGCCUCGUGAAGUCUUGCCUCUUCCGCCACGUCAUCACGACCUCGGAGCGUCUCACGCCGGAACGUCCCUUCGCUCUAGUGGCGUGGGGCAAGAGCAUGGAAAUGUCUGUGAUCGACGAGGAUCUCGCGCGCCAGUUCAUGCGCGACAACGCGCGCAAGGGCCCAGAGAUGACGCAUCGCGACGGCCAGUACAGCGAGCAGCUCAUCGCGGCCGCAGAAAUCGUCAGCACGAAAGACGAUGAGAGCAUUUGUCCACCGCCUCACACUGAAAGCAAUAAAGUCUAAUUGAAUUCUCUGUCGGAGGAAAAUACGAGCUCAUGGUUAUCAACUUUUCCCGCCUUUCAUCUCACAAUUUGCCGCUUGAUUUUCUUUAUAAUUGCCAC